Thalassophryne amazonica is the source of this 2138-nucleotide messenger RNA. It is a transcript of the gene plbd2, whose product is annotated as phospholipase B domain containing 2. Gene Ontology annotation, cellular component: extracellular region. The coding region runs from base 13 to 1692 and encodes 559 amino acids. Gene Ontology annotation, biological process: phospholipid catabolic process. The record is from RefSeq and is a predicted model, not a curated record. NCBI's taxonomy places the organism in Eukaryota, Metazoa, Chordata, Actinopteri, Batrachoidiformes, Batrachoididae. Gene Ontology annotation, molecular function: glycerophospholipase activity. The transcript has 12 exons.
CCGCGCUGUCAUAUGACCUGCUCGGUAAACAUGGCGUUCGUAUCUGCUCGUAAUGUUUUGGCAGUAACCGUUUAUUUUUGGUGUUUCGUGUGUGUUCGAGCUGAAAUCCGUUCUGCUGUUAUUCACGAUGACACCGGACAGCUGAUCAUCGUUGAAGGUUACCGAGAAGACUUUGUGGCCUGGACAAAUUUUACAGACGACAUUAAAGCAUCAGGUUGGUCUUUCUUGGAGGUUACUACCAGCAGUCAGUACAAUGACAGUAUCCAGGCUUAUGCUGCUGGUGCAGUGGAGGCUGCGGUUACAUCCGAGCUUAUCUAUAAGCACUGGAUGAACACUCUGGUGGGCUACUGUGGACCCUUCUCAGCUGAGUCUGGGUACUGUGAGCGCCUGAAGGAUUACAUCACAGCCAAUUUGCAGUGGGUUCAGGAACAAAUAGCCGAACAACCAAGCUCACCCUACUGGCACCAGGUGUAUCUGGCCCUGCUGCAGCUGAAAGGUCUGGAGGACAGCUACAAUGAGCAGUUGUCAUUUCCAGUGGGCUCAUUCUCAAUCAACCCAUUUGGCUUUUUACUUUUCCAGAUCGGUGGGGAUCUUGAGGACUUGGAAGCAGCUCUGAACAAAUCUGUCCAAACCAGAGCCCUGGGAUCUGGUUCCUGCUCUGCUCUCAUCAAGCUGCUGCCAAAGAAUAACGAGCUGCUGGUGUCACAUGACACUUGGAAUAACUACCAGUCUAUGCUGCGUGUGAUAAAGAAAUAUAACUUUGCCUUCACAGUUUCUUCAACAGGCAGUGGGCUUAUUCCUGGAAGAAGCCAGGCAUUCUCAUCUUAUCCUGGAUCUAUCUUCUCUGGAGAUGACUUUUAUAUCCUUAGCAGUGGCUUGGUUACCAUGGAAACCACAAUUGGCAACAGCAAUCCUGAUCUGUGGAAAUUUAUCAAACCUGAAGGAGCAGUCAUGGAAUGGCUGAGGAACAUUGUGGCCAAUCGACUGGCUUCUUCUGGUAAAGAGUGGGCGGAGAUAUUCAAGAUGUACAACAGCGGAACGUAUAACAACCAGUGGAUGAUUGUGGAUUAUAACUACUUCACUCCAGGGAAGGUCGAUCUUAAUGAGGGACUCUUUGUUGUGUUGGAGCAGAUUCCAGGACUGAUUGUUUACGCUGACAAAACUCUAGAGUUGCAGCAAAAAGGGUACUGGGCAAGUUACAACAUUCCUUACUAUGUGGAGAUAUUCAAUGCCAGUGGCUGCAAUGAGCUGGUGAAGAAAUUCGGCCCGUGGUUCUCUUUGGAUGAGAACCCCCGGGCUAAGAUCUUCAGGAGAAACCAGACAGAUGUCACAGAUGUGGAUUCAAUGAUUCGCCUCAUGAGGUAUAAUAACUUUAAAGAAGACCCACUGUCACGCUGUGAUGGCUGUAAUCCGCCUGCAAAUGGGGAGAACGCCAUCUCAGCCCGGUCAGACCUGAACCCAGCUAAUGGCACUUACCCAUUUGGUGCCUUAAGACAGAGGUCACACGGAGGAACCGACAUGAAGAUGACCUCUUAUGAGAUGUUCCGUGAGUUUGGAAUGGUGGCAGUGAGUGGGCCAACGUGGGACCAGGUACCACCCUUCCAGUGGAGCACUUCCCCUUACAAAGACCUGAUGCACAUGGGUCACCCUGAUACCUGGGCAUUCAAACCUGUUAAUGUUAAAUGGCCUUAAGUGCUGGUAUAAAGCAACACUGUGCUUUUAGUAAUUUUGACAAAGGGAAGUAGCAUCUAAUCCAGAGCAAUGUGGCAUUUACGUAUUAAUUUUCUGUGAAAUGGCUAUGAUGUUUGACAGUUGCAGUAUAACAGGUAUAUUGAGCUUGGAAUGUGAGCUCGUAUUCUACAGAAAUGUAAUCAUUUGCAAUUUUUUAAACUAAUAUUUUAGAAUUUUAUUUCUUACUCUUAAUAAUGUGGCAGUUCCACUUUGUAAUUUUAUCACUUUACGCAGUUAGUGGAGUGUGAUUACUGAUUGAGAAAUCACUCUUAUUGCAGUAAAUAUUUUUUUUAAAGACAAUUUCAUGAUUCAUGUGCUGUAAUUUAUUAUUUUUUAUAUAAAUAUGUGCAUCCUCAGUCUUGAUUUACCCUCCACACACCUUAAAUAAACUGGAGUUUUUAAAUCGA